UUCGUCUCGCCACGACCAUAAUCCCCCCGCCAUGUUCCUCCAGUCCCUGCGCGCCUCCUCUUCCCGUCUGCCCCGCAGCACCCGCUGUUUCUCUACAUCCUCAACACUUUUCCUAAAAUCUCCCCUCGCAGCUUCUGCCGAAAUUCCCACACCAACUGCUCUCCUCGAGAAGAUAGGGCGCAAUGCCGACAAGAAGCUCACGCCGUUUGCCGAGACAUGGGAGUCUUUGAAUGAAGUUUGGAUCAGACCAAAGAAGAUGGCCGAGUCGGGGUUGUCUACGAAAGAAAAGAGAUAUAUCCUGUGGGCGUUCUCCCGAUACUCACAAGGGAGCAGUCCAUCGGCAUUCAUCCGCCCGCCCAAGCCAGCCAAGAAGUUUAGAGGGUAAGUGUGUCUUUGGCUGAAGCGACCUGGCAGAUCUAUGAGCUGACUCGGUGGUGAUGCAGAUGGGGUCCCAAGAUACAGCAUGGUGUUCGAGUGGGUGGAGAAAAGUAGUAUCAUAUACACAGGUCGUUCGGAUGUAUGCCCUUUCUGUUGCAA
This is a messenger RNA of Cryptococcus amylolentus CBS 6039, 537 nucleotides long. RefSeq lists its product as hypothetical. Gene Ontology annotation, cellular component: mitochondrion. The coding region runs from base 32 to 385 and encodes 117 amino acids. Lineage: Eukaryota; Fungi; Basidiomycota; Tremellomycetes; Tremellales; Cryptococcaceae. The transcript is spliced from 4 exons. The record is from RefSeq and is a predicted model, not a curated record.